Messenger RNA from Prunus mume (Japanese apricot), 770 nucleotides. The record is from RefSeq and is a predicted model, not a curated record. NCBI's taxonomy places the organism in Eukaryota, Viridiplantae, Streptophyta, Magnoliopsida, Rosales, Rosaceae.
AGCUGUUGGAGAAGGGAAGACCAAUCAAUUGUAUCACUGCUUUUACGUAUGUCUUCAAUUUUCAAGUUGGUUAUAAAUCAUCUCAUAGGGUUUAGAGAGUUACAGAUAUCAGAGAUAGAGAGAGAUUAUAGAGAGAGAGAGAGUGAGACCAAAAACGUUUUUGCAAUGAGUGAAGCAUCAGCGGUGGAGAUCCCAACUGAGUUGGCGGAGGAGGAGAUAGCGGAGGUCUCGGCAGCAGAGGACCUACCAGUGCCGGUCUCGGCGAAGAAUCAGACAUUAGAGAGUGAGCAUAUUCCUGAUGAGCUGAAAGCUGAAGAGUCAUCUGAGAUUGAAAGUCCCCCUGAGAGGUCCCUUGAAGACAUCUUGGAGGAGCACUCUGCCUCUGCCAGGGGCAGAGUGCAUGGCAGUGACAGCUUCACUGCUAUGAAGUUGAAGCUGGAGGCAAUGAUUUACCCCAGCAUGACGAUUGGGAAUUCUGUCCUGAUGCGUUUUUUAAAUCCGCAUCCUCUCCCAGGGUUGGCCGAGUUUACUGAGUUCCUGGAAGCCUGCACCGCUGUCUUCUCACACUGUGAGAUUGAAGCUGCUGACUUUGUUCAGCUCCACAGUCCAGGAAUUGGUCCCAUUAAAUUUUCCGGUUGAGGAAGAGUGAAGAUCUAGUUGAGAGGGCUUGAGUAUUUUGUGGAAGGGGGAAGAUCAACUUUAAGGUCUAUUUGUUGUUUCAAUGUAAUGACUAUUCCAUUAUGGAACGUAUUUUGUUUGCUUCUUGUUUC